AUGUUGAAUUCACCUUCAUUGCCGCUUCUAGUACAUUUAGCGGUAAUUGUCAAUGGGAAAUUGGAUGGACAGCAUAUAGAUAAACAAUAUGAGCAUCAUCCUGUUAAUGGCAGCUUUUCGGCAAGAGAACAACGCAAGGCAUAUCAUGAUCACGAUGAUUUGUUCGGAGCUAAAAUGUAUAGAACGCUUUUCUCAGUGAAGCACCGCGAAUAUUUGGAUGCAGUGAAAAGAUUGACUGCUAUGGAUGAAAAGAAACAAAUGAAGCUUCUUCUUGAAUUGGUCUCUAACAUUAUUAAGGUGAUGGGUAAUGCGAGAAAUAUAAUUGAAAAAGCCAACUUCAAUCCUAACGAUACAUUUCCUAGCGAGGAGCAAAGCAGUUUGAGAGAUGCUAUUGGGAAUAUUGUCGAAAAUACUGCCUUCUACAGUAAUUUGAUACUGUAUUUUCCAACAGUAUUGCUAGACAGGUAUAAAAAGGAUACCGAUUGGCAAUCACUAUUUGUCUGGGCUUAUAAAUUCACAACAGCAUCACGGCUGCAUGAUGACGUUGCGGAAAAAUUGCUGGAUUUAGUUGGACAACAAUUGGAAAUCAUUCCGAGAAGAGAUGAUUUCCACAAUCCAUAUGACAAAAAAGCGAUUAAGGAAAAGUUGCAACGAGAAUCAAUACAAAAAAUGGAAAAAGCACUAAGAGAAAAACAGGAACAAAAGAAGCUGGAUCGUAAGAAAAAGAAAAUAAAGAAACCAUCAAUAACAAAGACUGAACUAUAA
Messenger RNA from Cercopithifilaria johnstoni, 765 nucleotides. The record is from the annotation of a GenBank genome assembly. Lineage: Eukaryota; Metazoa; Nematoda; Chromadorea; Rhabditida; Onchocercidae.